Molecule: messenger RNA, 1319 nt
Organism: Beta vulgaris subsp. vulgaris (sugar beet)
Lineage: Eukaryota; Viridiplantae; Streptophyta; Magnoliopsida; Caryophyllales; Amaranthaceae
Product: mRNA-decapping enzyme subunit 2
Exons: 8
Coding region: 83-1048 (321 amino acids)
Biological process (GO): deadenylation-dependent decapping of nuclear-transcribed mRNA; nuclear-transcribed mRNA catabolic process, nonsense-mediated decay
Cellular component (GO): cytoplasm
Molecular function (GO): manganese ion binding; 5'-(N(7)-methylguanosine 5'-triphospho)-[mRNA] hydrolase activity; RNA binding
Source: RefSeq, a predicted model, not a curated record
CAACAAGUUUUGGUUUAAAAGAAGGAAGGGUGAGUAAAUCGAUCAGCGCGACACAACCGAAGGCGAGUGGGAGCCCGUAGUUAUGUCAGGGCUUCACAGAUCUUCAAGCGCUCCAUUGAAGAACGGCCUUCCUCCUCAAGAACUCCUCGAUGAUCUCUGCAGUCGCUUUGUCUUGAAUGUUCCCAAGGAAGAUCAACAAUCAUUUGAAAGAAUCUUGUUUCUGGUUGAGUAUGCACAUUGGUUCUAUGAGGAUAAUACAGUCGAGAAGAAUCCAUCUUUGAAAUCAUUUACGCUCAAGGAAUUCACAUCUUUAAUGUUCAAUAGUUGUGAGGUUCUGAAACCCUAUGUUCCUCAUAUUGAUGAUAUAUUCAAGGACUUUACUUCCUACAAGGUCCGGGUUCCUGUAACCGGAGCAAUAAUUUUGGACCGAACGUAUGAAAAGUGCUUACUGGUUAAAGGUUGGAAAGGAACCAGCUGGAGUUUUCCUCGGGGCAAAAAGAAUAAGGAUGAGGAAGAUCAUGCAUGUGCCAUCAGAGAAGUCCUGGAGGAAACAGGUUUUGAUGUGUCUGAAUUUCUUGACAAAGAUGAGUACAUUGAACUUAUAUUUGGGCAGCAGCGGGUGCGCCUUUAUAUAGUUGCUGGUGUUAAAGAUGACACUUCCUUUGCGCCACUUACCAAAAAGGAGAUCAGUGAAAUUGCAUGGCAUCGACUAGAUGAUCUCCAAGCCGCAAGUGAUGAUGUGAUAUCACGUAGUGUCACUGGCCUUAAACUUUACAUGGUUACUCCAUUUUUAAAGUCGUUAAAGGCAUGGAUUUCAAAGUAUGCACCUCCAGUUGCUUCAAAAUCUGAUGCUUCCCACAGAGGAUUUAGUGUUUGGAAGGCCAAAAAUAGUUCUUUGGGAAGCAGCUCAGCCAUGGUUGAUAGUCAGCCUACUAAGUUUGUAUCUGAUACUCAUGUUACUGAAACAGGCCUUGGCAAGAGCCUUAAAACAUUUAGUUUUGAUAUGCAAUCAAUCUUACAAGCCAUGGAAUCAGGAUUUUCUGCUUAAGUGCUCUGCAUGGCUUUGAUUAUGAAGGUUAUCUCACAUCUCACAUGUUCUGCGGCAAUGAUAAUCGAGUUAAGCGGUGCAUAUUAAUUAUCUAAGGUAGUUAUGCUUCUGUACAUUGUUUUUCAGGAGUUCUAGGUACUUGUACAAAAUGUAUAGAAUUCCGUCAAAGUAAAGACAGACUGUCCAUUUUGUGAAUCUUUGCUUCUAGCAAAGUGUCAUUUUACUUGAUUUUUAGAAUAUCGUGAAUUAAACGGAGUAUUGUUCAAACCUA